Molecule: messenger RNA, 1267 nt
Organism: Cutaneotrichosporon oleaginosum
Lineage: Eukaryota; Fungi; Basidiomycota; Tremellomycetes; Trichosporonales; Trichosporonaceae
Molecular function (GO): oxidoreductase activity; zinc ion binding
Source: RefSeq, a predicted model, not a curated record
GUUCGAGACCACCGUAAGCCUAUGCGGCAGAUUACCAAGAAGGCCGUGGAACCUCACAUCGAUCAGUCCGUCCCGUGAUUGUGACCAUAAAUACCCAUGCCCUGUCGUCAUGUCCUCUCCAUGUAAUUUCCCACCCAAAUAUCCCACUCUCAAUGACAAGGACGGACUCGAUGGAUUCGAAGAACUCGACAAUGCAGGCGGUGGCGUACACGGCCUACGGCGGGCCGGAAGUGAUGCAGCUCGUCUCUGCACCGGUCCCCGUGCCGCGCGCCGGCGAGGUGCUGGUGCGCGUAGCCGCAGGCGGGCUGAACCCGGUGGACAAGCUGCAGCGCGCCGGGAUGUUCAAGGCGUUCAUGCCGUUCUCUUUCCCCGCGAUCGGGGGCAACGAGUUCUCAGGCACUGUCGCGGGCCUUGGGGAGGGAGUGACGCGCUUCAGCGUUGGCGACGCGGUGAUCUGCCGCGUGACCAAGACGGAGAUGCGCGCGCUGGCAGAGUACACAACCAUGCCAGCGGACAUUUGCGCACCGGCGCCCAAGUCGGUCCCGCUCACCACCGCCGCAGGCCUCCCACUUGCCGGGCUCACGGCCGAGCAGUGUCUCGACCACCUGGAUGUCCAGGCCGGCGAGCGGCUCCUCGUCACAGGUGGGGCAGGGGGCGUGGGUCAAUUCGCGAUCCAGCUCGCCAAGCUACGCGGCGCACAUGUUUCUACGACAGCAAGCGAUGCCGGCCGCCCAUUCGUUCUCAAGGCAGGUGCCGACGAAGUUAUCAACUAUCAUACGACCAAGCUUGCGGACCUGCCGCAGAAAUUCGACAAGGUGCUGGACGCGGCGGGCGGCGACGACGCGCUUAUGUAUGAUGUCGUGCCCUCUGUUCGCGAGGGCGGGCGCAUCAUCUCCGUGGCCGGCCCACCUACCCCGGGAUGCCUCGACGGCCUCAUGUCCUGGUGGAUGCGUCCGGCGGUCAACGUGCUUCUGUGGACCAAAUCGCGCGCGCUUGUCAAUGCCGCUGCCGCCGUGGGCGUCGAGUACAAGUAUAUAUUCAUGGUCCCGAACGGCGAGCAGUUGGCGCACCUGGCCGCCCUCGUUGACCAGGGCAAGCUCGCGAUCACGGUCGACUCGCGCUUCAAGAUGGCAGAGUUCAAGCAAGCGUUUGAGCGCCUCGAGAGCGGGCGGUCGAAGGGCAAAGUCAUUGUCGAGUUUGCCGGCGACCAGUAGGGAGCGAGUGUAGCUAUACCAAGAUGUACCGUAUGAACGAUCGUGAGAUGGGA